GGUUUUUGUAUUUUUAUGUUCUUAAGUUUUGUUUUGUUUUUAUUGAAUUAUAAAGGGGACAAGCUCUAGUGUUCAUUUGAAGUGUAUUGGUCUGAGGCUCGAAUCCCUUCGGUGAACACAAUGCCUUUAUCUCGUCCCAAUCAUUAAAGGCUGUGGAGUGUGCUGCCAUAUCUAUGAGAAAGUGCAUAUAAAAUAGCAUGCUUCUAAUGGGAAAAUGUAGUGGGUUUGCUCUUAAGACUAUAUUUCAUAUUAUGAAAUGUUUGACAUCUAACAUUCGUUAAUCAACGUGCUCAAGAGGUGUCGUUGAACAAAACAAACUUUACUUCACAGCAUGGAAAUCAGUUUUCUGUGAUAACAGCGCUAUUUAUGUACAGCACAGCUGACUGGUCCCACGCUUGUCAGAAAAUAAACCUAUAUUGCAGGUGUGCCCGAUCGAUACUGUCACGCCAUCUGUUAUAUCAAAGUCCCUGGUAUGUCUGUUAGUCUUGACACAAAUAUCAGGUCAUCCACAAGCUGAAUAAUGUUUGCGAGUUGUUCUACAAUCAGUUAAUUGACAUAAUAUCGGUAAUGAUGACGAUGUAAUCGAAUCGACAUCACUGGUUCUGGAAUUGAUUAAAUCCCAGUCGAAAACGCCUAGCAACGCAGAAGAACAUAUUGAGAAAACCUCCGCUGCAGUUUUGAAUUGAUGGGAAUAAUCAAUCGGUGACACACCUAUGGCAGAUGAUACUGAACUCGGAUAGUUUGUUGCAACUGUGUGUGGUUUAAGUCGGUCGUUGUGGCCAUCACGUCGUCGACAGGGGGGCGGUACAUUUGGCAGACGCUGCUCGUAACGUGCGCCAUGUUGACAUUUCACCUGGUCUUUGGAUCCAAAACUCACCUGGAUUAAAAACGGAACUGUGAAUCUAUUUCUAAGUCUAGCACAAACACAGUAACACUAGGAAGAACUGCUUAGCGCGUUGUGUAUGUAAUCAGUAAGGAUGUUCACGAUUUACUCGUAAACAUAGAAAGAAACCACAAACGGACUUCCUAUGGCGGACAGGUUUUCUACAUCGUUGACAAAAUAUAUUAUUAAGUAGUAUUACAUGAUUCUGACUUAUAUGGAAUUUUAUAUAUUUCGUGAAACUGAUUAUGGGUUAGCCGACCUAGAAGAGUGUAUCCAUGUAACAUAUAUAUUAACUGUUUGUGACAAGUAUUCCACAUAUGGGAGGCUGCCUAACGAAGUCUAGUUUUACGGUGAAUAGUAACGUCACAGAGACAAAAUCAAUCAGGACCUACCCGAUCAUGUUCAGUGUCAAUGACGCGGAAAUGGUGUUGCGUGACGCGUCUCUUGGCACCUAUAUUCUCUACAAGGAUUGGCAGUCCAACAAGAUAUUCCUCUCCGUUAGGAUUGACAACUGCGUACGACACCAUCGGAUUCUGCAGGUUGACAAACUGUUUUAUUUGGAGAAGCAACCAUACCCAUACCUCGAUUCCAUCCUCUUCUAUCACAGAAAACACAAGCUAAAGGGCGUCAAGUUAAAACAGCAGGCUCAACUGAGUGCACGCGUUGUCAAGGCAUUCACAGUGAAAGUUACCGCGAAUAACGGCAACAUAACGAAUUUUGGCCAGUUGAAUAUUCCACACAAACUCAACAAUGGUGGCAUAUGGAAGUGUGGUUCCAUGGAUUCUUUAGUGACGUCAUCAUCCGGAGCGUCUUCGUGACAUGACGAUCGCUUCGUGAUUUGCUGAUCAAGGACCAAGGAAGUGUUUCCUAAUAUUAAAACUAUCUUUGUUGGGUUGGAGCUCCACGAUAAAGGUUUUUUUUUUAUAAAUCGGUUGCUGUAGUGAUUUCACAGUGACCUUGUACACAGCCGUUUUUAACAGGUGUGAUUUUUUAUUUCUGUAAAAAUGGAAUUGGUUCUGCACUUGUACUCUUGCACUGAAGAUGUAAAGACAACAGUGAAAUUCUGAUGACCGAUAAUAGCUUAGCUUGGUAUGAAAGGUCGAUUCCUUGUGCAGACCAUUCUUAUGGCAUUGAAUAUAUCGAACGGAGAUGUAAUAAUUGUUGGUACUAUUUAAAACAUGAUGUGUAUUUUUCUCGGGAUGUACGAAUCGAACCAAUCGCUUGUGGUACAAAGUUUGACCCUUAUGUCUGCUUUGUAGGCCCUGUUGAGAUUUGCGGAACGAAGCCAUAAUAAUAACUAUUAAUUGAACAAAAGAACUACCAUAGCCUCUAUUAGAAAUUCGCGAGAACAAAUAGGCAGAGUUACAUCCCCUAACCACUAACUACUUCCGGCGCGUGCCGGUUACAGUUAGAAUGGCCGAUGACCACAGUUGUUUGUGAAUCUUCAGCUGAGAUUUAUGCAUGCCAGUCCCUGACAUCAUAAAUGUCCCCACCUAUGCUUUAAAAAUAAAGAAUGAUACAGGUAAAAAUUAA
This is a messenger RNA of Gigantopelta aegis, 2416 nucleotides long. RefSeq lists its product as uncharacterized. Bases 1201 to 1701 code for a protein of 166 amino acids. The transcript has 4 exons. NCBI's taxonomy places the organism in Eukaryota, Metazoa, Mollusca, Gastropoda, Neomphalida, Peltospiridae. The record is from RefSeq and is a predicted model, not a curated record.